Eucalyptus grandis is the source of this 1352-nucleotide messenger RNA. RefSeq names its product probable protein phosphatase 2C 39. Gene Ontology annotation, cellular component: nucleus; cytosol. The record is from RefSeq and is a predicted model, not a curated record. The coding region runs from base 274 to 1125 and encodes 283 amino acids. The transcript has 5 exons. Lineage: Eukaryota; Viridiplantae; Streptophyta; Magnoliopsida; Myrtales; Myrtaceae. Gene Ontology annotation, molecular function: protein serine/threonine phosphatase activity. Gene Ontology annotation, biological process: protein dephosphorylation.
GGCUGACUCAGUGAGCGAGAGAGAGCGAAGGGGGGGACGUGUACGGCGGUCGAGUCGUCGAGUCGUGUCAACGCCGCACCGCUUCUGGACUGCUACUCAUCUCCUUCUCUCGUCGCACUUGUCCCUCCCUCCUUCCUCCUCCUCUACACCUACUCUCUCUCUUUCUCUCUCUCUGCUCUGCUCUGCGUCGUCGGCUCGAUCCCGUCCAUAAUCAACCGCCAUAUCUCUCCUCUCUAUAAUUACUCCAGCCUCUCCCCCUCCACCGAAGGAGGCAUGACCGGCAGAGAGAUCCUCCACAAGAUGAAGGAAAAGGUUGGAUUAGGCUCAUCCGCAGCCGACUCCGGGAAGGGGAAGAGCAAGAUGUCGAAGCACAUUACGCAUGGCUUUCAUCUGGUGAAGGGGAAGUCGUAUCAUGACAUGGAAGAUUACGCAGUCGCUGAGUUUAAGCAAGUCGACGAUCACGAGCUCGGUUUAUUCGCGAUAUACGAUGGCCAUUUGAGUCGCGAAGUUCCUGAUUAUCUACGGGCACAUCUGUUUGACAACAUUAUAAAUGAGCCCGACUUCUGGACGGAGCCGGACAAAGCAAUCAGGAAAGCAUAUCGCGUAACUGAUAGUGAUAUUCUAGAAAAGGCAGCUCAAUUGGGUAAAGGGGGCUCGACUGCAGUCACAGCAAUACUGAUUAAUUGUCGCAGGCUAGUAGUAGCGAAUGUUGGGGAUUCCAGGGCAGUCAUCUGCAAAAAUGGUGUCGCCAAACAAUUGUCAGUCGAUCACCAACCCAGCACGGAAAGAGAGAGGAUUGAGAAUAGAGGUGGUUUUGUAUCCAACUUUCCAGGAGAUGUUCCUCGCGUUGAUGGGCAAUUAGCUGUGGCAAGGGCCUUUGGUGACAAAAGCUUGAAGGAACAUCUCAGCUCUGAACCUGAUGUGACAGUCGAGGAGAUUGAUGCUGAUACAGAGUUCAUCAUCUUGGCAAGUGAUGGACUAUGGACGGUAAUGUCGAACCAGGAAGCAGCUGACUCUAUAAGAAACAUCAAGGAUGCUCGGUCGGCAGCGAAGCACUUAACUGAAGAGGCACUGAGUAGGAAUAGCAAAGACGACAUAUCCUGCAUAGUCGUGAGAUUUAACUAGUUUGCAUAUUUUCUUUCGGGUGUUUUCUCUUUAGAUGUGGUUGGAAAAGCUGCGAUUACAUCUUUGGCUUUUUCUUCGGAGUGAUUAUGGAAGUCUGCUUUACACUUCAUGUACGAUAAAUUGCAUAACCAGAUUGUGUCGAUGUACUAUGUUGUCAUCCAGUCAAGGAUUUGCGUCUCCACAUUGUCUCAAGUAAUGAAGAGCAUCAGGAUUCAAGAUUGAGUAAA